Molecule: messenger RNA, 1993 nt
Organism: Folsomia candida
Lineage: Eukaryota; Metazoa; Arthropoda; Collembola; Entomobryomorpha; Isotomidae
Exons: 6
Coding region: 220-1662 (480 amino acids)
Biological process (GO): microtubule anchoring at centrosome; trans-Golgi to periciliary membrane compartment transport
Cellular component (GO): ciliary basal body; centriole; spindle pole
Source: RefSeq, a predicted model, not a curated record
CCAAGUGGCGAAUAAUUACCAUGUUGAGCCUCUAACUUGAUGAUGUCGACAAGUUGAAACUUCCGAAAGAUUUUUCACGCACAAUUUCCAAGACCUGUUAUAUAUAUUUCGUCAAAUUUAUUACUUACAAAGGGACACCGUUUAAAUGACCAAAGUGGGAAAGAUUUCGUGAAUGCAUUAAAAGAUUAUUAUUGCAAACGGCGUCAUCAGGGUUUAAUAAUGUCAGCUGGAGAAAUUAUUCCCAUCGCGCUUGGUAUCAUUACCGACCCACCAACGCUUGUCCUGACCUAUGACGAAGUUGUGGCACCAUCAUCCAAAGCGCAGAGAAGACAGCGAAGAAUGCCAAUCAGAUAUACUCCUCCACCAUUCACGGAUCGAUCGAAAGUCGAUUACGCUCACUUUCUCCUGAAACAAAAGCAUGGACCGUACUUACCGGAGGUCACGCAGGUCUUGGUGCCAAAGCUGUUGCGCGUCGUGCAAGAACUUAUGAAGGGAAUGGAAAUUAAGGAAGCCCUGGCGAAGGUGGAUUCCGAAUAUUCCGUCGACCCGGACAAAGAUUUGAAUAAAGUCAGUUCCGCAGAGCUUGCCCAAAACAAGUUAAUUAUGGAUGAAGACUUUCUUCGGAAACGUAUAAAACCUUCAGAUAAAGAUUACGUGUAUGAUAAAGUUGAGGAUUUCGAAACUGGUGGUGUGAAACAGAGGAGUGAAUGGGAUGAUGAUGAUGAUAAUAAUAACGAUAACGAUAAGGAAGAUGACAAGGCGAAAAUUAGUGAAGAUAGUGUCAAAGUCAGUAAAGAAGAUGUCAAUCUCAGUAUUGCACCAGUUGAGACGAAGCCUGAUCCAAAACCAAGUUUACAUGAGGAAAGUCUUGUAGAAACGGUACCAGCAUAUCCUUCCUUGCCGGAGAAAGUCGAACCCAGUGAAGAUCAAGUCUCUUUCGAAGAACAACUUUUAGUUUCAAUUUGCGACGGAGAAAUUGAAGACGACAAAUUACUUUCUAUCUGCGAUUUUGACAUAAGUCUUCCUUUUGGAGAUGGAGAAAAUAUUAUAUUUGGUAUGCCCCCUGAAAUUACUCGUGAUGAAAACGAGACACGAGAAGAAAGUCAAAGAAAUCGAGUAUACAUGCCAAGUGAAAGUGAUAAUGAUGAUGAUGACAAGGAUACCAGUAAAGUGGUACUUAAAAUGGCCCCUCAUACCGUAAUUGACAUCGGAAAUUCAGCUUUUCUCGGUGAUGUGUCCACUUUUCUCCGAGAAGAAAUUGAUGAUGAUAUUCCUAGCAUAAUUCCUUAUCCACCACCACCCACAGAUUUGCCCUUUUUAAGACGAGAAGAAGAAAACAAUCAGAAGAAAACUCUGGAGAAAGUAAAAAUUGUCCAAGAUUUUAAGGAUAUCGAGACUCCAGAGAAAGUCAGAAUUGCUGCCGAAUUUAAUAAGAAGGAAACUCCAGAGAAAGUCAGAAUUGUGGAAGAAUUUUUGAAAAUACCGUCUGAAAAACAAGUCAAGGUUAUACCCGGUGAAAGUACGAAAGAGAAAGUUGUGGACGAAACAAAGUUAACUGAUGAUAAGGUAAUCCCAAAACCAGUACCAGAUUCAGAUCACUUGGGGAAAAUAGAGAAACCGAAGCUUCUUGAGGACGACGACGAUGAAUUUUGGGGAUUGUAAAUAAAUUCAUAAAAUGAAAUUUAAACUUGCUGUUUGUUCAUGAAGACUUUAAAUUUGUGGUGCUAUUUUUUGGUGCUAUUACCAAAUUAAUAAAAAUUAAUGUUUCUACUAAAUGUUCAUCUUUGAAUCUCUUUAUUCGUAUCGUAAGUUCCACAAGUUUCUCAAAGUUUUUGGAAUUUAUAUUUUAUAUACAUGUUUUUAUCUUAAUGGAGGAACUGCUUCGGAGAAAUUCGUUUGUUCGCUUAAAUAUACUUUUAAUUAAAUCUUGUCAAGGGUUCAUCUUUUUGAUUUGCAAAAAAGGGGCUCAAAUAAGGUUAUUUGCAUCAUCAAU